Messenger RNA from Lineus longissimus, 2810 nucleotides. Its product is annotated as 5'-AMP-activated protein kinase subunit beta-2-like. The transcript has 9 exons. Gene Ontology annotation, molecular function: protein kinase binding. Lineage: Eukaryota; Metazoa; Nemertea; Pilidiophora; Heteronemertea; Lineidae. Gene Ontology annotation, biological process: signal transduction. The record is from RefSeq and is a predicted model, not a curated record. Gene Ontology annotation, cellular component: nucleus; cytoplasm; nucleotide-activated protein kinase complex. Bases 430 to 1326 code for a protein of 298 amino acids.
ACCUCCAUUGCUGUUUACAUCGAUUUGGUCAACAAGGUUUUCACGUGCUAAAUUACCUGGGUUCAAUCUGAAUAAUCAAUGACAGAUAGUGCUGAAUCAGACAAUAAACAUCCUGGUCACAACUAUAUGCAGUUAGAUGAUGACAUAAACCCAUUGUUAUCGUUGAAUUUAGUCUUAAAAUCGUGUUGACAAAUGGCGUGAAGCCCUGGCCUGUACAUGUGAUGUGUAUGUGACGUUUGAUUUCCUGUACUACAUGUACUAGUAGUUGUAGUGCCACUGUGGAUGUAUGGUGGUAUGUACAUGCAGCAUGUGCAUUUGGAAAGGAGAGAGUUACUCCUACUGAUACUGUAUUGAGUGGUUUAAUCUUUCUGAUACCUGUUGAACUCCUUCACAUUUUGUGCUAAAGACACUUUCUCUACAAACAAAACAAUGGGUAACACGGCAGGAGGGGCAAAACGGAGGCUUUCGGGAGAGGAUCCAUCGCCAAGCAAAGAAGGAUCAUUUGAUUUUCUCCCAUCGAGUCCUGAUCCCACAGGAACAAGCCGGAAGGGACUUAUCUAUCAACCAUCGUUGGAUGAUGGUAAUAAUGUGGAAUUUUCGCAGCUGAGGGCUCGAUGUCAAGAUUCGCAGUACGAGCCAAUUUUGUUGCAGAAGGGUCAUACUCCUGAAAAGCCAUCCAAACUGCCGACUGUAUUUAAGUGGACCGGUGGUGGGAAAGAGGUCUCUUUAAGCGGCACAUUCAGUGGAUGGAAGACAAAAAUACCCAUGGUUAAAAGCCAUGGAAACUUUUAUACCAUUGUCGAUUUACCUCAGGGAGAGCACCAGUACAAGUUCUAUGUAGAUGGCGAGUGGGUGCAUGAUACAAAUGAGUUAACUGUACCUUGUGGUGUCAGGCCCAGGGAGGAGAUGUCAGGAGAUCCAGAAAUGGAAGCACUCGUUUCGAAUGACCUAGGAACACAGAACAAUUACAUAUCGGUGAAAUCCUCUGACUUCGAAGUAUUUGAGGCACUUGCUCAGGACAGCAUAGGUAGCGUCAGUUCUUCCAAAUUGUCAGGUUCUCCCCCCGGGGAUUAUGGACAGGAGGUCCCUGUGAGAAGAGUGGACAAACACACUGGUGGACCGCCUCUCCUACCUCCCCAUUUACUGCAGGUCAUACUGAAUAAAGAUGUUCCUAUUCAUUGUGAACCUACGUUAUUGCCAGAACCCAACCAUGUUAUGUUGAACCAUUUAUAUGCUCUGUCAAUAAAAGAUGGUGUCAUGGUGCUUAGUGCUACGCACAGAUACAAAAAGAAAUAUGUGACGACGUUACUCUAUAAACCAAUCUAGUGGUGCCAUGUACAGAUUAUUGGUUGAACUAAGCUAUCAAGGACAUGUCAACACGAAAUUUCCAUUCUCUGUUUGUUUUGCACUUUAGUGUUACCUGUGGAUCGAGACGGUUAACCAAAACUGAAAUUGUAACAAGUCAUGCGACGCAGUGUCAUCAUUCUACUCUAUGGUUUAAACUGAUACUCAAGCUGAAGAAUUUCAGACUAUGAAUUCUUCUUAUCUGCAACCAAUGGAGAUAUUUAGUUCUGUGUUUUGACAGAUGUUUCCUACUUGCGUACUAGAGAAUGCAUGAUGACUAGUUCUUCAUGAUCCGUUGGAUUUGAUCCUUGAUACAGUGUGCAACUAUGAUGCAUUAUCUAAACUUAAAGCUGCCAAUUCAAAUGAUGGAGUGUCCCUUCGGUUGCUCUGGUUGUAAACCUUGAUUUGAGAGAUGUCCUUGAUAGUCCUAUUCGUAGAUAAGACCUGUAGCUUAUUAUUGUGCUGUUUAAAACAAUGUUGUGUAGUUUGAUGUGUAUGUAGAUGUAUUGGAUUCGCAAGAAGACUCCAAGUGUGAUUUGUACAUAGAUGCCUGAGCUUGUGUGAAUAUCUAGGUUUAGCAUUUAUCCCAUGUGCUUCGCACCAGUUGCGACAUGUGACAUAACUUGCUAUACAUCACCCACAGCAAAAGGGUUCAUAAAUGGUCUUCGUUCUACCAUUUGUAAAGAUUAUACAGUAGAACCUCUCAGAUAAGAAUUCACUCAGAAUGCUGUCCUCAGAGAGGUAUUCUGAUAAUAGAGGUCAGUCCGAGUGAAACUGACAAGUUUUGAACCGAAAACAAUGUCCUUGUUGGAGGGGGUGUCCUGCGAACAGACGUGUCCAUAAGAGAGGUCCCACUGUAUAUGGAUAUACAGAGUACAGACACUUCAACUCCUUCACACUUGUAUAGGUUUCAUGUGUAAUGUAUCAUUAUUGGGGGAGUCUUUCGGCAAUGAUGAAAAUGUAGAUUAUGACUGUAUAUAUAGUGGUGUUUAUAUAGAUGUGCUAUGUUCUGUUGCCACAAAUUGGCAAGUUGAUUAUAAGUUCCUGGUUGUAUAUCACUUCACAAUUGGAUUAUUCUCUUACAUCAAUUAGGUUUUUUGUGCCGCUUGUUUCACCCUGUUAAGUAUAUAUGAAGUAGAUUCGGAGCCAUUUCUCUUGGUCAAUUUGUCUGUUUCCUGAUGAGUGCCUCUUGCAGUGAAAUGGUCGUUGAGGUGAGGAAACAGGGUCUCAAAGCUCUGUUGAUUUUGAUGUCAGAAUCACCAAAAGGCUGACCCCGUGUUUUCCAAGUACUCGAGCUCCACCACUUGGGGUGCUGAUCUGGAAAAAGAAAAAUUGAGAUGUAAUUACACGAUAUUCCAAUACAACCACAUGGUAAAAACCUGAUAGAGCAGAAGCUUGUUUUAUCUUGUACAAAGUGCUUGCCCCAUUUCUUCAAAAAUAUACAUAAUAAAAACAAAUAAAACAAA